Drosophila serrata is the source of this 2024-nucleotide messenger RNA. RefSeq names its product RNA-binding Fox protein 1 (gene Rbfox1). Gene Ontology annotation, biological process: regulation of alternative mRNA splicing, via spliceosome; nervous system development. Gene Ontology annotation, cellular component: cytoplasm; nucleus. The record is from RefSeq and is a predicted model, not a curated record. Lineage: Eukaryota; Metazoa; Arthropoda; Insecta; Diptera; Drosophilidae. Gene Ontology annotation, molecular function: mRNA binding.
GGGUUAAAAUUGCGAUAUGCGAUAUAUCCUCCUGCAGCCGCCGUUGCCGCCGCCAUGCGUGGAGUGGCCAUCCAGCGCGGACAUGUGGGCGUGGUCGGCGCCAGUCCCUAUCAUCAUCCCCAUCACCCGCACCAUCAUCUGCUAGCGGCCUCCGCCGCCGCCGCUCAGCAGCAGCAGCAACGCCAGGUGGCCGCCGCCGCCGUGGCUGCAGCAGCCGCCCAACAGCAGGUUGCCGCCCAUCAUCAUCAGCAGCAGCAGCAGCAGCAGGCGCAGCAGCAGCAGGCCAUCUCCGCCGUCGCUGCCGCCCAACAGCAACAGCAGCAGCAACAGCAUCAGGUCUCGGUCUCCCAGCAGCAGCAACAUCAGGUGGCCGCCGCCCAGCAGCAACAUCAGCAGCAACAGCAACACCAACAGCAGCAGCAGCAGCAGCAACAACAACAGCAACAGGUCGCCGUCGCCCAGCAGCAACAUGCAGCCGCAGCCGCCGCCGCCGCUGCAGCCGCCUCGCAUCCGCAUGCUGCCCAUGUCCAUGCCGCCCAUGCCCACGCCCUUGGCCCCCAGUUGGCGCAACUCCAGGCCGUUGCCGUGCCCACCGCUGCCGCCCAGCAGCAACAUUCGGCAUUGCAGCAAUCAUUGGCCGCCGCCGCUGCCGCUGCAGCCGCUGCCCAGAAUCAAGGAGGAGUUGCUGGUAAUCCGAACGCUGCUGCCGCCGCCGCCGCCGCCUAUGCCGCCCGUCUCUCAGCGGCGGGCGCCACACAAUCACCGCAAACGGCCGCUGCUGCUGCGGCUGCUGCUUCCAUGGCUGCGUCGGCUAAUGCGGCCAACAGUGCUGCCGCCCUGCAUGGAUUCGCGCCUGUAUACUAUGAUCCCUUCUUAGCAGCCGCUGCUUCCGCUGAUCCGAAUCUACGCUUCCAGGCAGCCAAACCGGUCACUGAAGUUCCAGCCGCUCAGCCAGCCGCCAUAUUAAAUCGCCGCACUGUGACUACGCUAAACAGUAACCCACAUACGAUCAACCGCAUUCCGGUUCCACAGAAUGUUUUGGCCACUGCUCCGCUGCUAAAGACACCGCUGUCUCAGGCCCAGCAGCAGGCGUACGCCACGGCGGCCACCACCUACACGGCGGUAGCUGCCCGGGCCGCCUAUGGAGCCGCUGCAGCAGCAGCCGCCCAGCCGGCACUCGCCGGCUAUGCCACCGUAGCUGGAUAUGCGCGCGAGUAUGCAGAUCCUUAUCUAGGACAUGGCAUUGGACCAGUGCCUGGCUAUGGGGCAACCAUGUAUCGCGGUGGCUUCAAUCGUUUCACGCCAUAUUAAGAACAAUCUAUGCCAGUCAGCCAAAUAAUGCACUCGAACUACUCUCGACGAAAAAAUGCUCAAUAAUAAUAUUAAUAAUAUGAACAACAAGCAGCAAGCAAUGCGAAUAAGUUAGUAACUUAGACGUAAAUACUCCUCUCCCUACGAUGCAGUAAGUAGAAGUUACAACCAAAAACUAAACCGAUAGAUGCAAGAUACUCAACACACACAACAACAACAACAACAACAACAGCCAGAGACAGGAGCCACAAGAACAAAAUCCUUGGACCUUGGAGAGUUGAAAAUCAAAGCUAAGCAACAAAGAAACAAAACUAAAAACAAAAAACAUAAACAAAUCAAUGUCGUCCAGUAAAAGCAAAAAAAGCUAAACCAAAAACAAAAAUAUACGCAGCUAAACGCAGUUCUAUGGAGUUUAUUUAAGUAAACCAAACAUAAAAUUAAAAAACUAAAAUUCAAAUUGCAAAAUAGUUUUGCAGAAAAGGAUGAAAAAAGAAGAUGAGAAGAAGAAUGUGCUUCAUGCGUAGAUUUUUACCAGAACAAAAAGCUGAAACUUUGUGUGCGGCCGAUCAGAAUUUAUAUGUAUACAUAUACCGACAUGAUAUAUAGUUAUUAUAUAUAGGGCAUUGUAUUUGUAUAUCAAAAAGCAAACCCGCUAAAAAAAAGUGAGCAAUGUUUUUAGGUACUCUUCAUCAUCGUCAUAAAAAAAAAACAAU